Messenger RNA from Ruditapes philippinarum (Manila clam), 680 nucleotides. RefSeq lists its product as uncharacterized. The coding region runs from base 155 to 619 and encodes 154 amino acids. Lineage: Eukaryota; Metazoa; Mollusca; Bivalvia; Venerida; Veneridae. The record is from RefSeq and is a predicted model, not a curated record. The transcript is spliced from 2 exons.
GAUCUUUAUUUUCUAUAUCUGGGACAUGUUUUUCCCUUGCACUGAAAUAAUUAUCUUAUCAUGUUUGAUAUCAGAAAGAAUGGUAAGUCUAAAAUGUAAAAUUCAGAUAACAUUGUAGAGGAUUUGACAUUUGUCUUGACAUUCAUGAUAAGAUAUGGAGAAAAUGUUGAAAUCGCUUAUGACGUCAUUAACGUUUGAUUCAUAUGAACGGAUUUAUCAACAAUAUACGGUUCUAUUUAUGAAACAAUUGAAAAUUAUUGCAACGGUUACGUUUGUUGUGCGGAAACAUACUGGUAAGAACAGGAGCAUGAUUUGCUACCCACUUCACAGAAAUAAAAGUUUCACUCUAAUACUUCUUGUUGUCGUCAGUAUUGCUUGUAGUGUUAAUGGACAGCUUUGCCAGAAAGCCGUCGUUGCCGGGAGAGCAAUCUGCAAGGACACAGCACCGUUCAUUGACGGAUUAGGACGAUGUGCAAGGAGUGCUCCUUUAGAGUAUGGAAAAAAAGGGUGUGGCUUUAUUGGAUCUGGUUGUCGAUGUCAAUCUAAUCAUGUUCUAAACAUGGUAGCAACAAAUUCAACUGCGAUCUCCCAGUUGUCAGGUCUAAUUGGACGGAAGUGACUACAUCUUUGGAUUGAAAUGCAAACAUAUUAAUACAUGUGUAUAAAUGCAUGACUCAUCA